This is a messenger RNA of Cyprinus carpio (common carp), 538 nucleotides long. Its product is annotated as metalloproteinase inhibitor 3-like. The record is from RefSeq and is a predicted model, not a curated record. Lineage: Eukaryota; Metazoa; Chordata; Actinopteri; Cypriniformes; Cyprinidae. Gene Ontology annotation, biological process: negative regulation of endopeptidase activity; negative regulation of membrane protein ectodomain proteolysis. Bases 179 to 517 code for a protein of 112 amino acids. Gene Ontology annotation, molecular function: metalloendopeptidase inhibitor activity; protease binding. The transcript has 4 exons. Gene Ontology annotation, cellular component: extracellular matrix.
GCACGUUCAGUGAGAGGUGUGUAGCAUAGUUAGGAACGCCAUAAAUUGGGACAGCCCACAUAACACUGUGACACAAUUGCACUUCAAAUGCAAUCUUUGAGGUGUGCCACAGCUAAAGAAAGCCGUAUCUGCUCCAGAGCCUGAGUAUAGUUUAGUCUUGUGCUGUGAGAGUGAGAGCAUGUCUGCUGCUGUGACUGUAGCGCUGCUGUUCUUCUUGUCUGUGGCACUGAACGAACAGGUGACUGAGGGCUGCAGAUGUUUACCAAGACACCCUCAACAGCAUUUCUGCUCGUCUGAUAUAGUGAUUCGAGCUAAGGUCAUUGGAAAGGUGUCCAGCACUCUCCUUCAAUUAACUGCAUACAAAAUCCAAACUAUUCAGACGUUUAAGCAAUCAGACAAGAAGAGAAUUCAGGUCAUCUAUACUCCUCAAACCUCAUGUGGCGUCAUUCUGAAAAACGGCGAGUACCUGCUGUCAGGACAUGUCCAGGGCGGCAGGGGUCGUUGUCAAUUUAUGUGACCCUGUGUAGCCUUGGAACAA